This is a messenger RNA of Vicia villosa (hairy vetch), 1308 nucleotides long. Its product is annotated as protein fluG-like. The transcript is spliced from 9 exons. Bases 69 to 1220 code for a protein of 383 amino acids. Lineage: Eukaryota; Viridiplantae; Streptophyta; Magnoliopsida; Fabales; Fabaceae. Gene Ontology annotation, molecular function: hydrolase activity. The record is from RefSeq and is a predicted model, not a curated record.
UCUUACUCAAUUUAAAUACAUGCAAACAGAGUACUAGAGAGAAAGAGAGAGAGAGAGAAAGAGAGAGAAUGGAUUUCAGUGAGUUGAAAAAAACGAUUGAGGAGAUGGAAAUAGUGGAUGGCCAUGCUCACAACUUAGUUGCACUUGAUUCCAACUUUGCUUUUAUCCAUGCUUUUUCUCUAGCUCAUGGCGAUGAUGCUCUUUCUUCAACACAACAUUCUCAAUCCUUCAAGAGAAAUCUAAGAGAUGUAGCUGAAUUAUAUGGAUGCGAUUCAACUUUGGAAGCUGUUGAACAACACAGAAGAGUUUCUGGAUUAGAAUCUAUCACCUCAACAUGCUUCAAAGCUGCAAGAAUCUCUACAGUAAUCUUCGAUGAUGGAAUAGAUUUGGACAAAAUCAUUGAUACUGAAUGGCAUAAGACUUUUACUCCUCAUGUUGCUUCACUCGUAAGAAUUGAACGCCUUGCCGAGAAAAUCCUUAACCAAGGUUUGGCAGAUGGAUCUUCUUGGACACUGGACUCGUUCACCACUGCAUUUCUCUCCAAGUUGGAAUCAGUUGCUGGUGAGAUAGUUGGUUUGAAAAGCAUAGCAGCAUACUAUUUUGGUUUAGAUAUCAAUACAAAUGUAACUAAAAAGGAAGCUGAGGAGGCUCUACAACAGGUGCUAGCUGUUUGGAAGCCAGUCUUGGUAGCAAACAAAAACCUGGUUGAUUACAUCUUCUUGAUAAGUUUAGAAUUUGCUCAAUCACAUGACUUGCCAAUGCAGAUACACACAGGCUUUGGAGAUAGAGGUUUGAAUCUGAGAAUGUCCAAUCCUCUAUAUCUCCACAAUGUUCUUGAGGACAAGAGAUUUGCAAAGUGCAGGAUUGUUCUUCUACAUACAUCAUAUCCUUUCUCAAAAGAAGCAUCAUAUCUUGCUUCUCUCUACUCCCAGGUUUACCUUGAUUUUGGGUUGGCUAUUCCAAAGCUUAGCGUACAUGGCAUGGUUUCUGCAGUGAAAGAUCUUUUAGAGCAGGCACCAUUAAACAAGGUGAUGUUUAGUACUGAUGCUUAUGCAUUUCCUGAACUCUUCUACUUAGGUGCGAAAAAUGCUCGCAAAGUUGUUUUCACCGUUCUGCGUGAUUCGUGCAUUGACGGAGAUCUCACUGUUUCGGAGGCUGUGGAAGCUGCAAAAGACCUCUUUGCACGAAAUUCAAUCAAUUUCUAUAAGAUUACCAGUUAACAUUGUUGUUAUGUUCACAUGGUUAUUGUGUUAAAGACUUUAUGUUUGGUGGUUAGUACUUUUUCAUUAAGGUUCUAGUAUUCCUCAA